Messenger RNA from Dermacentor andersoni, 2395 nucleotides. It is a transcript of the gene agt, whose product is annotated as O-6-alkylguanine-DNA alkyltransferase. The record is from RefSeq and is a predicted model, not a curated record. Gene Ontology annotation, molecular function: methylated-DNA-[protein]-cysteine S-methyltransferase activity. Lineage: Eukaryota; Metazoa; Arthropoda; Arachnida; Ixodida; Ixodidae. Gene Ontology annotation, biological process: DNA repair. Gene Ontology annotation, cellular component: nucleoplasm.
GGCCGCUACUAUAGCAGUCACAGGGCACAGCCGAUCCGGAUACCAAGCUGAUCACGUGGGUGCCACUGCCAGUUGCAUGGCCGCUUGUUUAGGUUGUUGCUGUGCUUGUUGGGACCAAUGGUUUCGCGCGAAUAGCUCGUUCUGAAUGUUUUUCCUUGCAUUUGUGAGUUCGUGGCCACUGUUACCACACAAGAGCGUUACCGAAACGCACCCGAGUGCACUUUUCAGGAGGUGCCAGUCCUGGAGAACUGCGUGACCUACGGGCUUUUGGCAACAGCUGACUGACAGAACGUCAUGAAGCGAAAGUCGUGCCCCUACGGCCCGACCAACGACUACGUUCUAAGCAGCCCCAUUGGCCGCCUUGCCGUGAAGAGCUGCCCGCACGGUCUGCACAGCUUGCAUCAGCUGGAUGACGAAGCACUUUUCUCCCCGGACCCGAGCAUUGAGGUGAAGUUGCUGAGCCAGGAGUUUGAGGACAAUGGCUACACGUACCAACCUGUGCUAAGCUGCUUGUCGUGGCUUGAUGCCUACUUCAAGAGCCCAUGCCAAGAGCAGAGGCCACUGCCUGCCAUCUGUGGACCAACUGUUUUUCCUAGAGGCUCAUUUUGGGCCUCGGUGUGGCGGACAUUGUCCGAGAAGGUCGGUCCAGGGACGACGGUGAGCUACGGCGAGUUGGCAAGGCUCUGCAAUAACCCCCGGGCUUCCCAGGCCGUUGGCUCGGCCAUGCGGAACAACCCGCUCCAGCUCUUAGUGCCGUGUCACCGUGUCGUGCGGCACGACGGCACCCUGGGACAUUACGCCGGAGGGAAGCGAGACGAUGUGAAACAGUGGCUCCUUAAUCACGAGGGCAUUUGCUACUAAAUUGCUGCGAGGAAAUUGCAAAGAAGUCGCGCAAGACCUGUGAUAGAGCUUGCUGUUGGUGGGCUACCAACUGGCCCUCGCCAUAGGAGUGGCCAGUCUUGCACCAUGGUCACAUAACAGGCUCUCCUAAAAGGCUCUCCUGCAGAACAGCCAGCUUAAGUUGUAAGCAAUGAACAUGGCCAGUUUAGUCAUGCCUCUUUGUAGUGACUUAACAAUGUCACCUAGCCUGUUGGCCGUCAAUAUUGCUGGCUAGUUGCACCUAGUUUGUAAAUGGGCUGCAGUUUACCAGAUGCAGAAUACUGUGGAGUUGACCAAAAGUAGCCAUGAGCUGGCCUCUUGGCUAGUGAAGUCAGAACUUCUGCAGGUUAUGUUGACAAUGUAAAGCGAAGACAAUAUUAAAAAGGCGGAAAGAUUCUGUGUCGUAAAAGUGGCCAUGAAAUUGGACAUUCGCAGAGUAGUCAAUUUUGCUACUUUGUAGCGACUUCAAUUGAUAAGCUCAUUUUGCCAGUUGGUUGUCUACAUCAACGGCUAGUUGCAUCAAGCUUGUAAACAAAGCUACAGUUGUUCGAGUUCACUAAAUGUCGCAGGAACACUGCACAUGACUAAGCGGUCAUGAGUCGGCACCUUUACUCGAAAGUUCUAACUUGUGCAGGCUCUGCCAUCCAAACGAAUUGAACGCACUACCAGAGUCUCUUACUGCUAAAUGUGCUAAAAUCUUGUAAAGCAGCUGGUAUCCAAUUUCAUUUUGAAGUUCCUUUGCUUGUUCAUGGUCUGAAAUGUCUUUGGGUUGUGCUCUUUGACAAGUUGGCUUAUCGAAGUAGAGUAAAACAGUUCCUUGAAGCACUCGCAAUUAGCUUCAUGCAAACAGUUAUGACACAGGAACAUUUGGCAAAUAUCAGAUUUACCAAUGGUGAAUUAUAAGGUCGAUAUUCUUGCACUUUUGUUUGUAGUGAUGCUCAACAUUGUAAUUUUUUUAUUAGGAAGGCACUCAUAAUUUCCUUCAUGCGUAUAGUUAGCACAGAGCUGAAUGGCUAAACACUAGUGUUUCUACAAGCAUGGAACACAACCUUAUAGCCUUUCACCGUGUUUACUGUAACACCUUGCAUUGCACUUUCUUUGUAAGAAUUUCGAAGGAAAGAUCUUGCGAAGGCACUUCCUCUAGUGAACUGCUCUGUGUGAAACUUUGAUGAUGGAGUGGAUUGUUGCUUUGUGCUACCAGUUUGAAAGGUAUUGAUCGACAUAUUAGGAGAAACUGCAGAUCAAGUUUGCCUGUUAACGAGUUGUAAGGAAUAUUGAUGCAGGAGUGCAUGAGCAAUUGGUUGCUGGAGGCUGCAACUUUGAUGUGGACACCUUGCCUAUUGUCUGAUUAUGUAUUUGAUGUGUGGCUGCUUAUGUAAUAUAAAUAGAGGAAUGCAUCGCUAUGGGGAGGUUUGUCCAAUUGUAAGGCGUCUUGUGACGUCUAUAAUUGUUGUUGGUCAUGUGAUAUGUUGCUGCAAUAAAAUAUUGCCUGCAAGCUGUCGGCAAACCUCCGAGA